Eriocheir sinensis (Chinese mitten crab) is the source of this 1615-nucleotide messenger RNA. RefSeq lists its product as uncharacterized. The transcript is spliced from 2 exons. Lineage: Eukaryota; Metazoa; Arthropoda; Malacostraca; Decapoda; Varunidae. The record is from RefSeq and is a predicted model, not a curated record. Bases 88 to 516 code for a protein of 142 amino acids.
AAUUCAGGAACCCACACUCGCUCCUUCCUCACCAGACCAACCACACCACCACUACAAGCUCCCCCUUCCACAACCACAUCCUCUACCAUGAUAUUCAGGCUUCUGGUGGUGACGGUGGUGGUGUUGGCGGUGGUGGAAGGUCGCUACGCCCCCACCAGAGACCACAAUACCGACUGGAAGUCUCUUAUAUCAGGGAAGCAGCAGUUCAAGGACGCUAGGAUUCUGUACUCCCUGUUAAACAAUGACCCUGAAUUGACGUCGCUGGAGAAGAGAGAGAUGGUUGGGUUCGACAGCAGCGAGAGGGUGUUUGAGGGAUUCCAACACCCUUUCUACUACCACCAGCGUCAGCAACAGGCUCCGGCAAGGGAUCCAGUACUCUUUAGCCGUCUCAGCGCCCUUACCGGUGAUGUUCCUCUGUCUCGAAGCGCCCUCACUGAUUUCUCACUCAACUCCUACCACCAGCAAGCCCCCCAAGCCCCUCAAGCCCCGUCACACCCAAUGAAGAAUGUUGUUUAAGGGAUAGGGUCUGAAAUAUCUCCUCCUCCUCCUCCUCCUUCUCCUCCUCCUCCUCCUUCUCCUUCCUUCUUCUUCUGUGUGUUUCUGUGGUUGAUAUUUUUUCAUCUCUCUCUUCUCUUUCUUCUUCCUUCUUCUUCCUCUUCUUUCUUCUCCUCCUCCUUCUUCUUCUCCAAGUUCGCUGCUCGCCCGACUUAAAACACAUUUAUUUUUCUCUUUUGUCAUGUUCCUAUUUAUCCAGUCCCUUUAUUUCUCUUUUCAUUCCUCAUUUCCCUCUUCCAAUCCUUCUUAUUCCCCUUUUGUCUCUCCUUUGAUUCCUUUUUCCUUCUCCAAUCCUCCUCAUCUCCUUUUUUUGACUCCGAUCCCAUCCCAAAUCCUCUUUAUCAACAGUCAAUCCUCUUCUAAUCCUCUCUUCCCCUCCUAACCCCUUUUUUCUUCUUUGAUCUUCGUGUGCUUCCUCCCUGAUCCCUCUUAUCAACAACCAAUCCCCCUUUUUCGUUUCAAAUCCCUUUCCCGUAUCUAAGCUUCUCAUAGUUCUUUUCCAAUCCCUUUUUUCUCCAGUAAUCGUCCUCUGUUUCCAACCUAAUCCUCUAUGUCAUAUCGCUUAAUCCUCCUUUUAUCCCUCCAAUCCUUGUAUCUAUCAACCAAUCUUCUUGUCUUUAAUUUUUCCCCUUUUGAUAUCUUUUUCCCUUCUCCAAUCCCCCUCUCUCUCUCUCUUAAUAAUCCUUUGUCAUUUUCCAGUUCCCCUCAAUCCUUUUUUCCCUUCUCCAAUCCUCUUUUUCCAUUAUUCAGUCCUUCUAAUCUCCUCUAUUUCCUAUCCAAUCCCCUUUAUCAACAAGCAAUUCCAUUUUUUCCUCCUCCAAUCCCUUAUCGAGUCCUCCUAAUCCGCCUUUUCGUCUGUUCGUAUCCCAUUUCUCCUUAAACUCCUUUCCCAAUCCUCUUUAGCGUCAUCCAAUCCUCCGUUUCCUCCUCCAAUCCUCCUUGCCAUCGUCUUGUCGUCGUCGUCGUCCGUUCCUCGUCGUCACCACCUCGCGGCCUGACCAGAACCAUGUGUAGCGCCUCCCCUGUAUACCAGCUUAUAAAUAUACGAAACUGUGGUACA